Molecule: messenger RNA, 579 nt
Organism: Brenthis ino (lesser marbled fritillary)
Lineage: Eukaryota; Metazoa; Arthropoda; Insecta; Lepidoptera; Nymphalidae
Source: the annotation of a GenBank genome assembly
AUGGAAUCUAUUGAAGCGAAAAUGAAAACAAUUGAAGCUAGUAGAUCGGAAUGCUUAAACUUGCAAGGGGCCGUGUCCGCACUUCAGAACGAUAUUAAUAAAAAGGAGCAAUGGGCCCGACGUUCAAACAUUGAGAUAAUCGGUAUACCAGAAGCGAAAAAUGAGAAUUUACUAAACAUAAUUAGUAAAAUUGCCGGUGUUGCCGAUGUUAAAAAUUAUGUUGCUACAGAUAUUGACUUUAUCACUAGAGUCACUCCAAAGCAUAACGAUUCAAAAAAAUCUAGACCUAUUAUAAUUCGUUUCCUGUCUCGAUAUAAAAAGGACGACUUUCUGACUAGAUUGAGGGAAAAGAAGAAUUUAAAGUGUUGUGAUAUCGGAUAUGUAGGUAAUAGCAAUCGCAUUUACUUUAACGAUCACCUUACUAGUUUCAAUAAAAUGAUCCUCCGUAAGACUAAGGAUCUAGCUCGUGAAAAGAAGUUUAAAUAUGUAUGGAUUAAGAACUGUUCCAUCAUGGUGAGAAAAAACGACACUAGUCCUGUUCUGCACAUUCAGUCCGAAAAUGAUUUUAAAAGAAUAAUG